AUGGCGAUAUCUCUUACUGGCAAACUGGUGAUAAUAUUCAUCACGUUAGCGGUCAUAGGUGGUAUGACUGCUGUCAUUGUGCUGCUAGUAGCUGAUACUGCUGAAGAGACUACCACUACCACCACCACCUCCAGUACCACGGCAGCUCCAAAUCCAGAUGAGGGAGUUUUAUACCAAGUUGGUGUUGGUAUAGCAGAUAUGACUGGGCCGUGCGUUGAAAUUACUUUCAUGGGUUAUGCGGAGUUGGGUCAAUCGGGACAAGGACUUCAUUUGAGGCAAUUCGCCAGGACUUUUAUCUUCGUGAAAGGCGAUACAAGAGUGGUGCUGGUAAACGCUGAAAUAUUGGCUGUAGGUUUCUCAGUAAGGCGGCAGGUAGUUAAGAAUCUCCAAGAGCUCUACGGUGAUAUGUAUUCGCUCCGUAACGUGAUUAUAUCAGGAACACAUACUCACAGUGGUCCAGGUGGUCAUCUCGUUGAUUUUCUUCUAGAUAUUUCUAUAUUAGGAUUCUCCAGCGAAACCUAUAACGCUUAUAUCGCGGGCAUAACAAGGAGUAUUGUAAAUGCCCACAACAAUAUAGUCCCGGCUCGCCUUAUCUUUGGAAAAACGCGAGUUCCGAACGCCCAAAUGAACCGGUCACCCUUCUCUUAUGAACAAAACCCCCCCGAAGAAAGAGCGAGAUACGACAAAAGUGUAGACGACGAACUCAUCCAAGUUCGUAUAGUGAAGAGAGAUGGUAACCUCCACGGAGUGAUGAAUUGGUUCUCAGUGCACGCCACCAGCAUGAACAUGAGCAACCACCUCAUAUCAUCAGACAACUUAGGAUAUGCGGCCUUGAAGCUUGAAGCUGCUCUUAAUCCUGGCCGACCUACUGGAAAGCCCUCUAUAGUAGCAGGCUUCUUCGCAUCAAGUAUCGGUGACGCAUCUCCUAAUACACGCGGUGCACGCUGUGAGUUCAGCGGCAACGAAUGUGAUAAUCAGUUCAAGAUCUGCGAACUUUUCGAAAGAUGCUUCUCCAGUGGCCCUGGAGUGAAUAUGUAUGAUAGCACUAGAAUCAUUGGAGAAACGGUGUAUAAAGGCGCUUUGGAUGUGCUCAGUAAGCCUGGCGAGGAGUUGCGCGGGGAGCUCGCUGUAAUCCACCAGUUUAUGGACAUGCCGUUGCAGACUGCACCGCGGUACGAUCCUAUCCAUAAAACUUUUUCUGCUAACGAAACAGUUGAAGGUUGUGUACCCGCCCUAGGAUACAGUUUUGCAUCGGGUACCGUCGAUGGCGCAAAUAUUUUAAAUAUUACACAAGGCACGAUCACUAAUAACACGCUGUUGGACGCUAUCGGCGGAAUUGUCGCUCCGCCUACAGAGAUUGACGUGGCCUGUCAUGCGCCUAAACCUAUAUUGCUCGCAACUGGAAGGGUCAACUUUCCGGUUCCCUGGCACUCCCGCAUAGUGUCAGUGUCUCUUAUUUACCUCGGCGAUUUCGUAAUUGUGGGUAUCCCCGGUGAGCCCACGACAAUGGCGGGACGACGGAUGAAGGAUGUAGUGAGUGACGUGUUGGUGUCGCGCGGGUUGAAGCCGCGGGUAGCCGUCUCUGGGCUCACCAAUGAGUAUAUCCAUUACGUGUCUACUUUCGAGGAAUAUCAAGUACAACGUUACGAAGCCGCCUCAACACUCUUCGGGCCACAUACACUCGAUAUAUUCCUGCACAAGUUACGACAGUUCACACUCGCAGCAACACAGGGCUCGUCGGUGGAGGCAGGGCCGGAACCCGAGGACCACGUGGAGAGCACACUGUCCGUCAUCCUGCCCGUGGUGAUGGACUCGGCACCACUCGGCACCAGCUUCGGUGACGUCAUCGAGCAGCCACCGGAACACGUGCGCAGCGGCGACCUCGUCGAAGUUGUCUUCGUCGGAGCAAACCCUAGGAACGAUCUUCUUCAGGAGUCCAGCUACAUUGCAGUAGAGCGUCUAGAGCUAGGGCAGUGGGUCACAAUCGCCACUGAUGCGGAUUGGGAAACCAAGUCAGUGAAAAUAUUAUUCCUUAAGUACAACUUGUUUUGAACUGGUACUGUUCAGUGCUUGCUCUGAGCAAAGGAAACUGUUACAAUAGACCUCUUGUGGCAACGGACACCAAAUGCGCACAAGAUUUUCAAGGGAAUAAACAAAUUAGGGAUCUUAUAAGAUACACGGAAGUGCUUUAUA
This is a messenger RNA of Nymphalis io (European peacock), 2193 nucleotides long. Its product is annotated as neutral ceramidase-like. The coding region runs from base 1 to 2052 and encodes 683 amino acids. The transcript has 13 exons. Gene Ontology annotation, biological process: sphingosine biosynthetic process; long-chain fatty acid biosynthetic process; ceramide catabolic process. Gene Ontology annotation, cellular component: extracellular region. Gene Ontology annotation, molecular function: N-acylsphingosine amidohydrolase activity. Lineage: Eukaryota; Metazoa; Arthropoda; Insecta; Lepidoptera; Nymphalidae. The record is from RefSeq and is a predicted model, not a curated record.